Molecule: messenger RNA, 501 nt
Organism: Carya illinoinensis
Lineage: Eukaryota; Viridiplantae; Streptophyta; Magnoliopsida; Fagales; Juglandaceae
Exons: 2
Coding region: 1-501 (166 amino acids)
Molecular function (GO): DNA binding
Source: RefSeq, a predicted model, not a curated record
AUGGAUUCCUCAUCAACUCUAAUUGAUCUUGAUAAUGAUGAACAAACCGUAAAUUUGGGAGAGACCCAAACACCAAAACCUUCAAGUGCUCCUAGUAGUACUUGUCCACUUCCUAGGAAACGGAAGGGGAAGGACCCGUCAAUUGUUUGGGAUCAUUUUACUAAAGUUGAGGGUUGUCCCGUAGAUGAUCCGAAGGCUAAGUGUAACUAUUGUGGCAAGAUUUAUGCUUGCCACUCAAAGAGAAAUGGGACUUCAACUAUGCAAAACCACUUAUCUGCAUGUCCAAGAAAUCCUCAUAAACGCGGGCCUCUAGAUAGAUAUCAACAAACAUUGGCGGUUGAGGAAGUUGGAGAGAGUGAUAGUAGCGUGGUAAGAAAUCUUGUAACCCACAAAUAUAGUGAAGAUGCAGUGAGGUUGGCCAUUGCGGAAAUGGCCAAGCUUAGAAAGUUGUUUAAAGACGGGGAGAUGAGAGUUUCAUUGACUACUGAUACAUGGACAUAG